CACACACACACACACACACACACACACACAUUUGGCUAUUGGGUUUGGCAUGUUCUAAUUUCUUUUCCUAUCACUACUUAUGCCGAUUUGCAGGUCUGUUUCUUGAAAACGUUCUGAAAGGCACAUCAUAUUCUUUCCUAUACCCACAAUGUAAACUGCGCCCUGGGUCAUUCUUUUCAAUGUGUAUGAACAGGCAGGUUAUGCAGUAUUAAUAUUCCUUCCUAUGCAGACAGACAUGUUUUUUUUACAUCACCAAAGUUAACGUCAGAUUUUGGUCCAUUAAAUAAGGUUGAGUACAGGUGAGACACCACACAAGCCAAAAUGACAAUCACCGGGAAAGAGCUUAACAGCACAGAUAAGCACGACAUGGAAAUUACAAGGGCAAUCUUGUAUAUGAGUGAUUUUGCUGUCUUUUUAAUCAACGGACCUUUACUGGUUCUCAACCUCAUGGCAAACAUCUUCUUUGUGUUUUGUUUGAUGACUCGCAAAACGCAACAGGUGAAGCAACCUUUAACGAUACUGCUGGGAUCAAUGGUUUCCUUUACAAUACUUUAUGUCUUCUCUGUUACUUUGUUGACUUGUGUGUUAGUGUGGGUCAAAUCCAAUGUAGUUAUUGAUAUAGCUUAUACAAUUGUGAUUUUCCUGUCGCGUGGGAACAUGACCACUUAUGUUUGGCUGAUGUUUUACUACUAUAUCAUGAUCGUCCCGUCCCAGCGAGCCCUCUUCCUUUGGGUGAAGAAGAACAUCAAAUCUAUCAUCUACAUCGUGCUGAUUUUGGACAGGUUAUUUUUUCUGGGUGUUGCCUCGUUCCAAGUUACUUUGAUUGUUGAUCAUUUCAGAUUCCCCAAUGGUACAGAGGUUUUUUAUAAUGAGAUUGAUAUUGUGUGGUUUUCAAUUGUCAGUACAUACAAAUUUAUCUUUAUAUGUGUUAUGAUGAUCUCCUGCUUCGCCACGGCACACUACCUGAACAAACACAUGAAAAGCCUUUCAGCGAGCGACGGAUCCCUCUCCAGUCCAAGGCUUCACAGUCAGAUCAGAGUCACCGUCGCAGGCAUCCUUCAAGGGGUGCUCUGCUUCCUCUGUGGCAUUUGGAAUCUAGUGUAUGUGAUGAUCUAUUAUUUAUCACCAUACUUCUACUUUGGUUCGAACAUCACCUUCACGGUCGUCAACCUGUACAUUUCCGGCACCACUGUCAACCUUGGGGUUGGCCAGACUCUCUUCAGGGAAAGGGCAAUUCAUGUCUGGAAGGCUGUCAACAAAAGACUUUGCACUGGGAAGUCAUCGAAGGAUAUAAGACCUCCUUGAAAUCUGGUGACAAUGACAUUGCUUUCUAUCAAAGAAAGCUCUGGUGUUGACGCUACCAUACCACUAUGAUUAUAGAAUAGUUGAUACGAGCAAAAAAUAAGUAGUGCAUGUUUGGUUUUUAUUGUUUACGGCAGAUUGAAAACAUUGAAGAGUAGACUGGCGAUGAUUGAAGUCCAUUGGGCUACUGAAAUGAAAAUACAUUAGAUAGAGAUUAUGUGUUGUGUUUUGUUUUUAACUGAAACUGAACUGAAAAGAAGAGACAGGUCAGGCUACCAGUACAGGAUUUAAUUCAGUUGUAAAUUAAUGUCCUUUUGAUUCAUUUUG
This is a messenger RNA of Gadus morhua (Atlantic cod), 1629 nucleotides long. RefSeq names its product taste receptor, type 2, member 201, tandem duplicate 1 (gene tas2r201.1). The transcript has a single exon. NCBI's taxonomy places the organism in Eukaryota, Metazoa, Chordata, Actinopteri, Gadiformes, Gadidae. The record is from RefSeq and is a predicted model, not a curated record. The coding region runs from base 322 to 1305 and encodes 327 amino acids.